AUUGCCUGGUCUAUAGGUAGCCUUAUGUAAAUGUUAGCAACUGUACUGUUACUUCUCACCAUGGUAGCACCCUGAAAGGCAGCAAUGGUGAGUGAAAUUACUCUGCAUUAAAUUCUAAUAGAUUUGAAGGUCGAAAUUAGCUGGGUCAAAAAUCCCCUCUUGGGCAAGUCACUUAAGCUCUCUGUGCCUCAGUUUUCAUGUUUGCAAAAUCAGACUGAAAAAGGACCUAUUGCACAGGCCUGCCAUGGAGAUCCAAAGAUGUAGCUGGCUCAUGUGGAUUUUUCUGGCUUGCACACUAGGAGCUCAAAGUGUGAGUCUGUAUAUUGUAUUUUGCAAUGUACAGUCACUGCAGUGGAGAGAAGUGAUGGUGAGGUGAGUCCUCUAUCCUUCUCCAUCCCCCUUGCCCUGGCGCCUGUGAAACGGAGCAUCCCCAUGGCAACAGCAGCAGCUGGUCCCUAGAUAAGAGGAGCUGGAGCCGGCCAGCAGCAGCCACUGCUCAGAGCAGCCAGGCCCAGCUUCGGUGAGCAAACGCGCCCUCCUUGUCUCUCGCCUUCUCUUCCCAGCGCCUGCACUGAUUGUGCUGGAGGAGAAAUACACACACACCCUCUUCUUUGAUGAUGUCCACUCAGCGAAUGCAGCCACUGGAGCUCUCAGAAGACAGGCUGGACAAGCUAGAUCCUCGCUGCAGCCACUUAGAUGAUCUUUCAGACCAGUUCAUUAAGGACUGUGAGCUCAAAAAGAAGCCAAGGAAGGGGAAAAAUGCACAGGCCACCCUGAAUGUUGAGUCAGACCAAAAAAAACCAAGGAGGAAAGAUACACCGGCACUGCACAUCCCACCUUUCAUACCAGGUGUGCUUUCAGAACACGUCAUUAAAAGAUACGAUGUGCAAGAGAGACAACCAAAGGGCAAAAUGAGCCCAGCUCUUCAUAACACUGACCUGGAACAGAAAAAGCCAAGGAGAAAAGACACACCUGCCCUGCACGUGUCCCCCUUUGCAGCAGGUGUGACACUGCUCAGGGAUGAAAGACCCAAAGUGAUCACGGAAGAUGACGAAAAGGAUGGUGACAAGAUAGCUAUUUAGAGAUAGUUCCCUUGAGACCCCUUGUAAAUAGGUUAGAUCAGUUCCCUACGGUGACCUAGAGAAAAAAAUAGACUUGUUUCUGUUCUCA
Molecule: messenger RNA, 1170 nt
Organism: Microcebus murinus (gray mouse lemur)
Lineage: Eukaryota; Metazoa; Chordata; Mammalia; Primates; Cheirogaleidae
Gene: PPP1R17
Product: protein phosphatase 1 regulatory subunit 17
Biological process (GO): regulation of phosphatase activity
Molecular function (GO): protein serine/threonine phosphatase inhibitor activity
Source: RefSeq, a predicted model, not a curated record